UCCACUGGAGCAUGUACUUUGAAAGCCUCAUGAGGUCACGUUCUGUCCUUAAAAAUUCAACCUUAACCUUAGUAAAGAGAGGAUGCAAUGCAAACGCAAAAUGCAGGGCCUACAAACUUGUGUCUGGCCAAAAGAAGAUAAAGAGGAUGCAUAGCAAAAUCCAAAACGUACAUGGCAAUUGACAAGUUGGGUACGUGGAGCAAGCCUAAACACUAAACAUGAAACAGGCUGACCUCUAACCGUUGGUUGAACGUUCAUCUAUGGCCGCCAUGUGAGCUUUGUACAUCACACUUGACACUUCAUCAGUCCAUUGCUCUCUCUGUCUCUCUCUCUGUCCCUCGUAUCGAAGCCAUGGCAAGCACUACCUCUCCCGCUCUGUCUGUGUCAAAAUUGGAUUUUCCAUUUUUGUCCUCUCAGAGAAACAUAACUUUCAGCAAGGAAAACCUUCAUCAAGUUAAGAUGCCUCGUAGGAUGUCUAAGUUUUCUGGGUUUGAAUCAAAUGGGUUUAUCUUAUUUUCUUCUUUGAGUGGUCAAAUUGGUUUGGGCAGCUUUCCUAGUCCAGAAGCCACUGCGAACAACAAUGCGCCUGAGGUCCAAGUUCAAAGCAGUAUAUGGAACUGGAGGGGUUAUUCUAUCCGCUAUCAGCAUGCUGGCAACAGUGGCCCGGCAUUGGUAUUAAUUCAUGGUUUUGGAGCAAACAGUGACCAUUGGAGGAAAAAUAUUCCAGUUCUUGCAAAAUCACAUAGGGUAUACUCAAUUGAUCUUAUUGGUUAUGGGUACUCAGACAAACCAAAUCCUCGUCAAUUUGGGGAAAGUUCCUUUUAUACAUUUGAGACAUGGGGCACCCAGCUAAAUGACUUUUGUAUUGAUGUGGUCAAGGAUGAAGCAUUCUUUAUAUGCAACUCUAUCGGAGGACUUGUUGGUCUUCAGGCAGCAGUUAUGGAGCCACAGUUAUGUAAGGGCGUAAUGCUCUUAAAUAUUUCUCUUCGUAUGCUUCAUAUUAAAAAGCAGCCUUGGUACGGAAGACCAUUGAUUAGAUCAUUUCAGAACUUACUGAGAAAUACUGAUGUGGGCAAAUAUUUUUUCAAAAUUGUUGCCACACCAGAGUCUGUGAGGAAUAUCCUUUGCCAGUGCUACCAUGACACCUCCCAGGUAACAGAGGAACUAGUUCAAAAAAUCCUUCUUCCAGGACUUGAGCCCGGUGCUGUAGAUGUAUUUCUGGAGUUCAUUUGUUACUCAGGUAGCCCCCUUCCUGAGGAACUAUUGCCUCAAGUGAAGUGCCCUGUUUUGAUAGGAUGGGGUGAGAAGGAUCCAUGGGAGCCCAUUGAACUUGGACGUGCCUAUGGGAAAUUCGUUUCUGUAGAAGACUUCGUUGUUCUUCCUAAUGUCGGCCACUGCCCUCAGGUCUCUCUCUCUCUCUCUCUCUCUCUCUCUCUCACACACACACACACACACACACACAGCGCUACAAACACUCAGGUUAUAAUUUGUCUGUAUAUAUAAGCACCAGAGUAGGUAUUUAAGAGCUGCCUUGGAGCAGAAUGGUAAUAAUUUAGCUCUCAGAAAGGUUUGUGAACAUGACGGCUAUUGGAGUUUUUUUAAAUGUUUGAAAAGAUGUAUGGAUGUAUAUGUGCUUUUGUAGCACAUGCUAAAAUCUGGCUCGGAGAAACUGGUUUCUGUUGUCUUGGGGAUGAAAGAUUAGAUCAAAUGUAUAAAUAGGGAAAAGAAGUGCUAGCGCCCAACCAUGAGCAGAUAUAAUUAGUAUGAAUUCUGAUAACUUUCCCACUGACAACGAAAGCUGAUUCAUAACUUGUUAAUGUUCCUGAUCCUGAAGGAUGAAGCACCCGACCUAGUGAAUCCACUGGUCGAGUCAUUUGUGGCACGCCAUGCUGCACUCUCAGCCAGCAUUUCCACGGCUACCUGAUCCGUGGCAUGUCAG
Prunus persica (peach) is the source of this 1939-nucleotide messenger RNA. RefSeq lists its product as uncharacterized. The record is from RefSeq and is a predicted model, not a curated record. Bases 352 to 1503 code for a protein of 383 amino acids. The transcript has 7 exons. Lineage: Eukaryota; Viridiplantae; Streptophyta; Magnoliopsida; Rosales; Rosaceae.